AUGCCGCCGCGUGUGAACAAGCAGUUGGAACCCAGUGGUUCCAGGCUAGUUCUGCAAGACGGUGAGUCUGAGAAACCACAAGAGGAACAUGCUGUACCAUCAAUAGAAUGUGAGACACAUGCAAGCAGAGAACACAGUGAAGACACUAGCUCUCCUGUUGGAGAUAGGAAUGUUGGGAGCACUUAUCAGGAUAAUUUCAGCAAUGAAAGCAUUCGUUAUCAACACAGUGGAUACCAGCUUCUGCCUUCAUACCUCCAGCAGGAUGUAGCAAUGCGGACUUUGCUCAGAGAUUUCCAAAAGUGGUGCACUCCUUAUAGUGUGCCUCAUGAAAAGAGAACAGUGAAAAGGAGCUAUAAUAAUCAAAUUUGUGUUACUGUGUGGAUAGAAAAAAAUUCUCCAGAGGGACCAACAAAUAUGAAAGCACAGAAUGAAACCACUGAUAUCUGGUUCAAGGUCCUGAUUCCAUAUGGAAGAAAUUAUAACAAGAUAUGGCUGAUGAAGUCAAUCCAGAGCCAGUGCACUGUACCCUUCACUCCAGUUGAUUUCCACUACGUGAAACAUCAGGCCCGGUUCUUCAUCCUGAAUGCUACCACUGCUGUUGCAUUGUCAGAAGUCAGCCACAAAAUUUAUGAUGAGGAGAACCAAACGAUACCUGUCUUUGUCCUUCGCUCUGGUGUUCCCUACUCUGUGCAGAAUCAGUUCCAGCCAGAGAAAAUAGAGAAACUAAGGCUGGCUCUAAACAAACGAUAUAAUGCUGACCAGCAAUCUCUUGACCUGCAGAGACUCCGUUUGGACCCAGAUUUGGUAGGCCAUCAUAUUGACAUGAUUCUGAAUCGAAGAAACUGCAUGGCUGCUACUCUACAGGUCAUUCAAACUGAUUUCCCUGAGCUGCUGUCUUUGAACUUGAGUGGCAACAAACUGUACCAGCUGACUGGCCUGUGUGAAAUUGUCGAUAAGGCCCCUAAUGUCAAGAUCCUGAACCUUUCCACAAAUGAGCUGAGGUCAGUAUGGGAACUGGACAAGGUAAAAGAGCUGAUGCUCGAAGAAUUGUGGCUACAAGGAAACCCCUUGUGUGUCACUUUCCCUAACCAUGCUGCCUAUGUAAGUGCUGUUCGUGAGUGCUUUCCCACAUUAUUACGCCUGGAUGGCCAAGAGUUACUUUUGCCAAAUGUCAUUGAUGAGCCAUUCACCUUCCAAGAACUCCCGAAAGGAACUGAAAUGUUGAGGAAGCUGAUCUUGCAGUUCCUGCAGGAGUAUUAUUUUAUCUAUGACUAUGGAGAUCGCCGGUGUCUCCUUGAUAGUUACCACAGGAAGGCCUACUUCUCCCUCACCAUUCCUUUUGAACCCAUGGAACCUGCCCCGAUUGGCUUAUGCGAAUAUUUUAAGGACAGCAGGAAUAUGAAAUACAUCCAGGACCCCGGUUUACGGAUUCAGAUGCUACAGCACACAAGCCAUGAUAUUGUGGAAACACUCAGCAUGUUGCCCAGAACUCAACAUAACUUGGACUCCUUUUCACUGAACCUGUGGUUUCAGACGAAUACUACAGUUGGCUUUUCUGUCAACGGGGUGUUCAAGGGAGAAAGUAAUUCUCAGGAUUAUCUAUUUGUCUUUACCCAGAACUUCAUUAUGACCCCCAAAAACAGUUCUAGUCUUUGCAUCCUGAAUGACCAGCUGUUUGUGAGAGAUGCCAUCCCUGAUAUCCUGAGUGACUUCUGUAUUCCAAGUCCCAAUUCCAACUCUGGCAAAAAGUCCAACCUUACCAAGCUACAGCUUAAGAUGAUAAAAACAUUCUCCCUGCAGUCUGGCAUGCACGCGGAGUGGUCUGAAAAGUGUCUCGAGGACAGCGGGUGGAACUACACCAGAGCCAGGCAAACCAUUACCCUCCAGGCCCAGAGUGACAACCCAGAGAAUGCUUUCAUGCAAAUGCACUAG
This is a messenger RNA of Ochotona curzoniae (black-lipped pika), 1932 nucleotides long. It is a transcript of the gene NXF5, whose product is annotated as nuclear RNA export factor 5. The transcript has 22 exons. Bases 1 to 1932 code for a protein of 643 amino acids. Gene Ontology annotation, molecular function: protein binding; RNA binding. The record is from RefSeq and is a predicted model, not a curated record. Gene Ontology annotation, cellular component: nucleus; cytoplasm. Lineage: Eukaryota; Metazoa; Chordata; Mammalia; Lagomorpha; Ochotonidae. Gene Ontology annotation, biological process: poly(A)+ mRNA export from nucleus.